AUGCGACCCAGAAGUCUCGAGCCAAUGAAAACUGGGGACUGCAGACAGAAACGCAUGAUACUCACCGUGACCAUUCUGGCUGUCUGUCUUCCAAGUCCUGGGAAUGCACAGCAACAAUGCACUAAUGGCUUUGACCUGGACCGCCCGUCAGGACAGUGUUUAGAUGUUGAUGAGUGCCGGACCAUCCCUGAGGCCUGCCGAGGAGACAUGAUGUGUGUCAACCAAAACGGCGGGUAUUUGUGCAUCCCCCGAACGAACCCCGUGUACCGAGGGCCCUACUCCAACCCCUACUCGAACCCCUACUCAGGUUCUUACCCAGCAGCUGCACCCCCGCUGUCAGCUCCGAACUACCCCACCAUCUCCAGGCCUCUCAUAUGCCGCUUUGGAUACCAGAUGGAUGAAAGCAACCAGUGUGUGGAUGUGGAUGAGUGUGCAACGGAUUCCCACCAGUGCAACCCUACCCAGAUUUGCAUCAACACCGAAGGAGGCUACACCUGUUCCUGCACGGAUGGCUACUGGCUACUCGAAGGCCAGUGCUUAGACAUUGAUGAAUGUCGUUAUGGCUACUGCCAGCAGCUGUGCGCGAAUGUUCCCGGAUCUUAUUCCUGUACAUGCAACCCUGGUUUUACCCUCAACGAGGAUGGAAGGUCUUGCCAAGAUGUGAAUGAGUGUGCAACUGAGAAUCCCUGCGUGCAAACCUGCGUCAACACCUACGGCUCUUUCAUCUGCCGCUGCGACCCAGGAUAUGAACUUGAGGAUGAUGGCGUUCAUUGCAGUGAUAUGGAUGAAUGCAGCUUCUCUGAGUUCCUCUGCCAACAUGAGUGUGUGAACCAGCCAGGCACGUACUUCUGCUCCUGCCCAGCUGGUUAUAUCCUGCUGGACGACAACCGGAGCUGCCAGGACAUCAAUGAGUGUGAGCACAGAAACCACACGUGCAUCCUGCAGCAGACCUGCUACAAUUUGCAAGGGGGCUUCAAGUGCAUCGACCCCAUCCGCUGUGAGGAGCCUUAUCUGCGGAUCAGUGAUAACCGCUGUAUGUGUCCCGCUGAGAAUCCUGGGUGCAGAGACCAGCCCUUCACCAUCUUGUACCGGGAUAUGGACGUGGUGUCAGGACGCUCUGUUCCUGCUGACAUCUUCCAAAUGCAAGCAACCACCCGCUACCCUGGGGCUUAUUACAUUUUCCAGAUCAAGUCUGGGAAUGAGGGCAGAGAAUUCUAUAUGCGGCAAACGGGCCCCAUCAGUGCCACCCUGGUGAUGACUCGCCCCAUCAAAGGGCCCCGGGACAUACAACUGGACUUGGAAAUGAUCACGGUCAACACUGUCAUCAACUUCAGAGGCAGCUCUGUGAUCCGACUGCGGAUAUAUGUGUCCCAGUACCCGUUCUGA
Molecule: messenger RNA, 1386 nt
Organism: Rangifer tarandus platyrhynchus (Svalbard reindeer)
Lineage: Eukaryota; Metazoa; Chordata; Mammalia; Artiodactyla; Cervidae
Source: the annotation of a GenBank genome assembly